AGCUGCACCUCAUUAAUUUCUUCGGUUAUCCAUCCGUGUCUUGUCACUGUUCCUGCUUGGAUUAUCUCCAUUCCUUAAUAGCACUAUGUCGAAUGUUCAGUUGCCCUGCAGUACGUUGGAUAGGCUUGCAGCCAGGAGGACCUUUCCUCUCCACGCCCGAACAGGAGUGUGCAGGAACCUUUUCGGACCGGUGGACCACGACGAGCUGGAUCGGGAGAUGAAGACCAAACUCCGGGAGAUCAGAGAAAGUGACCAGCGCAAAUGGAACUUUAACUUCGAAACCCACACCCCAGUAGAAGGCGGCGAUUACGUCUGGGAGGCGACGGCGAUGGAUGCGAUCCCCGCGUUCUACAGAGACUCUAUUCAAAUUGGGAAAACACGGAUUACCGUGCCGGUGUGGACCAGGUCUCUCUUGGGCUUGCACCAAACGAUUAGUAAUGGCAGGGACGAGUCCAGCGUGGGUCAGGAUUUUUCCUCGCCCUCGGCUUGCACUACCGCCCCGGAGAGUCGAUUAACCGCGGUGGAGGGUGCAGUGAACUCCGGGGACAGGAAUCAAGAAAAUCAAUCGGAUAAUUUCAACUCGGGAAUAAGGACAACCAGCAGAGCCGUGCCGUGCACACCACGAAAACGGGCGUCUGCGAGCGCAAACAGGCAAAUCACAGGUAAGGACGAAGGAAAAAAAAGUUUACACCCUUGUUAG
Molecule: messenger RNA, 700 nt
Organism: Erpetoichthys calabaricus (reedfish)
Lineage: Eukaryota; Metazoa; Chordata; Cladistia; Polypteriformes; Polypteridae
Product: cyclin-dependent kinase inhibitor 1B-like
Exons: 1
Coding region: 86-700 (204 amino acids)
Biological process (GO): regulation of cell cycle
Cellular component (GO): nucleus
Molecular function (GO): cyclin-dependent protein serine/threonine kinase inhibitor activity
Source: RefSeq, a predicted model, not a curated record